AAGCCAAGAUCUUUGUUCAGGAAUACGUACGUUUUUCUGACAGUGUUGUCUCUCUCUGAUAAUAAAUACGUUUUGCGCCAUGUCCUGUGCCGAGCGAUCUCAUUCCAAAAUUACUAAACAUGUAGCGUUUAGAGGUGCGACAGGUCAGGUUGUGCUUCCUUCUCAAAAGAAACGAUAUCAACCUUUAUUUCCAAUUUAUCAAGUCUUAUGAUAAACGUCUUGUUUUUUCAUUCGCGAUGCAAAUUGUAUUAACAGGGCGUCUGAGAGUCGAUAUCAUAAUAUUCAUAUGAACGGUGUUCACAUGGUGAUGAUGUUGUUUGCGGUAUACAUUUGGGCGUUCCCAAUACCCACAUGUAGCUUUAUACCACAACAGCCUACGCAAAUUUUCAUCAUACUUUCGUUUAUUUUGGGUCGAUUUAUUAUGCGCUCCAUUCAAAUACACUUGUUCCAAUCGAUUGCUUAUCGAUCUGUUUAUUAUUUCUACCAAGACCAAAUGUUCGUUUCAUUUAAUAAAUUAAACACGACGAUUAGGAAGCUUCACCUCGUUCAUUCAAGUUUGUGCUACACUUGUUUGCAAGUACAGAGGAAGUGCCCGCGACAACUGUUCAUAAUGGCUGAGCAGCAGUAUCACUUGAAGUUUGAUGCCUCGAAAGGCCAGGCUGUAGACGAUUACGUGGAAUACAAAAGGAUUGUCGGUGACGAUGACGGCGGGAAAAUGUUCACACCCGAAGAAUUUGAGGAGUACAAGAAGAAAGUCUUGCCAAUGCGCAUGAAGAAUCGGCUGUACACCGCUUUUACGUCGCCAACCGGGAUGGACUGUAAGCUGGUGGGACCGGAGACCCCGUGUUUCUGCAAACACCGCUACAAGCAGCACAAAACCGACUUCGACGUGGUUCCCAGCGAGCGACCCAUUAAGCUGCCGUGUCGCUCCUCUGGGUGUAAAUGUGCCUCAUACCAUUAUGUGCCACUGAAUGGAUCCCAACCCAUUCGUUGCCAUUGUAAACAUACCGCAGACGAGCACAAGGAGUUCGGAAAAUUUGUGUGCUCGAAGGCGGGUUGCACUAAAUGCACGGGUUUCAAGAGUUCGUUCAGCUGUGGUUGCGGCUCGCCACUCAGCGAUCACCGUAUGAUCGUGGAGACAGGGGAGGAACGGGAGGCCCGGGGCCACCCCCUGGGCGAGGCGACACCGUACGCGGCCAUGGGCGGUAUCACGGGGUUCUCCUCAAUGGCGGAUGGAUACAUGAGGCUGGACCCGAGCGGAAAAGGGGCUCCAAAUAAGGGUUUUCUAGAGCAGUCUGUGACAUCAUCGGAUAAUCCCUUCCUAAGAAGCAACGUUCAAGCCAUUAAACAACAUCAGAUGCGCAAGAAGGCGUCAGGUCUGACGGGCCCGGAUGACGAGAUAUUCGACGACCAGGCUGAGCGCGUGUCCUCCAGGCGACGACCAGGCGAGGACGACAUGGCGUACUACGAGCGAAGAUAUCAGGAGCGGAAACGCAAUGAAACGACUAGAGGCGUCGCACCGGAAGCGGAAAUGAGUCGCCUCGAGAUAGGUUCCCGUAAAGCAAUUGAGCAGAAACCCAGGACGCCUAAGAAAUAGUCGCCCUUGAUGAUAUUGAAAGAUAAAUAUGGCCCUUGAACAAUAAUGUUGUGCUUGAAUAAAGUUUCUAUAUUUUGCCUGUACAAAUGUAUCAAGUUAGUUAUGUUUAUAAAUUAAUGCUUUACAUAUGGGAAUAUAAUUAUAUGUAUAUGUCUUUUUAACUGUUAUAAUUUUGUUUUAUUAAAUUUAUUUAUAUAUUUUUAUAAAUAACCGUGUAUUAAAACGCGGCUAUUUUUUGUGAAACAAAAUAAUCAUAUAUAUAUAUAUAUAUAUAUAUAUAUAUUCGCACACAGAUACAAUCACCAAACAAACCACCGAACUUGCGUAUAUGAUCGCUUUUUAUAUUUAAGUUGAAAGAUAUUUUUAUUUAAAUGAUUUAAUUGUUCGACAAAAUAAUUUUUUUAACAGUAUUUUGCAUUGAUAUUAUGUCAUUCAAAUGUUUAUAAAUAACACAUAGUAUUGUACAGAUAUCACAGCCACAUACCCCGGUAGAACACUACAUAUUGAAAUAAUGCUUGACUUGUUCACGAAUAAAAGUAUGCUUAUGAGGUAUUCAGGAAUUCGAAGAAAAUAAUCGAAACGGAUUGAUUUUAUGUCUAUCUUAAUUGUAUUUAGAUGCCCUAACCCGAAGGUAUAAGUGAUCUCACAUUUCAAAUGUUCGUGCGUUAUAAGUAAUGUGCCGUGAAAUAGAUAACCUAAAGGAAAAGUGUCAUUCAAGUCCAACAAUAUUUUAAUGCUAAAAUACUAGUAAUCAUCGUUUAGAUACUUGUUAUUCAUAUCUUUCUUAUAUUAAAACGUCACACAUUCUUUAACCCAUUUAUGCCUAGUGGACUCUCCCAUCCUUCUAAAUUGGAUCAAUUCAUUUAAACAAUUAGGGAUGUCCAGUAUAUUUAUUUCUAUAUUUAGAAUAUUUCUUACAGAAAUUCCGUUAAGCAAGCAGCGCAGAACCUGAUGAGACGCCGAAUCAUGCGGCGUCUCAUCUGGGUCUACGCUGCUUGCCAAAGCCUUUUUUCUAGACGCUAGGUAUGAAUGGGUUAGUAAUAAGACAUCGGUUUAAAGCAGUUAAGUACGCUGGGCGGCAUUUUUUUGUUUCCCAGGGUCAUUAUUGCAUUUAAAUGGGGAUGGUCAUUAUUCAUAGCUGUAUUUAAAUGAUACACAAAAUCGGAUUUACAUUUGACUCGUGAUAUUUUCUAUAUUACACAUUUUAAAAAUACCCUCUAAAAAUCUGCUAAAAUCAAGGUGUUUAAAUUUGAAGAGAAUGUAUUUUCGUUCUUAUAGUAUUUUUUAAAUAAAAACUAUGAAAAGUAUACAUGAAAUUUCUUUCCAAAUAAUAAUUGAUAAGCCCUAAACUGGAAAAUGCGUCGAUAAUUUGACAAUCAAAUGCCAACUUUGCCUUUCGCAUCUGUCAUUCAAGUAGUAAAUUUCAAAUGAUACACAUGUAUAUGUUAAAGACGUUAAUUGAUGGCGGAUAUUAGAUACACGUAGCUGAUAAU
Messenger RNA from Dreissena polymorpha, 3090 nucleotides. Its product is annotated as protein FAM221A-like. The transcript is spliced from 8 exons. The coding region runs from base 287 to 1597 and encodes 436 amino acids. NCBI's taxonomy places the organism in Eukaryota, Metazoa, Mollusca, Bivalvia, Myida, Dreissenidae. The record is from RefSeq and is a predicted model, not a curated record.